CACUGAUAAGCGGCACUGACUGGUACUGAUAGGUGGCACUGACUGGCAGCUCUGAUAGGCACUGAUAUGUGGCAUUGCUGUGCACCGAUAUGUGACAUUGAUAUGCACUGAUGGGCACUGGUAUAUGGAAUUGACGGGCACUAACAGGUGGCAAUUGUGGGCACUGACAGGUGGCACUGAUGGGGCUACACUAAUCACCAGGGCACUGAUGAUCACUGUGAUUGGACACAACUGAUCACAUGAUAGAGGCUAUGA
Staurois parvus is the source of this 255-nucleotide messenger RNA. The record is from the annotation of a GenBank genome assembly. Lineage: Eukaryota; Metazoa; Chordata; Amphibia; Anura; Ranidae.